AUGUCUGUCGCAUUAAAUAACCCACUCGCAUCAUUAGAACAACUUGAAACGACUGUAUCACGACGUGAUGGCAUCAGUGAAGAACUAGAAGAAGACCUACGCAACUUGGGAGCUGAAUUGAUUCAAAGUGCAGGCAUUUUGUUGAAACUACCUCAAGUCGCCAUGGCUACAGCGCAGGUUCUGUUUCAACGAUUCUUUUACAUGGCCAGUCUAAAAGAGUUUGGCAUUGUGGAAAUUGGCAUGGGCGCCCUAUUUCUAGCAUCCAAACUGGAAGAAUGUUUCGUUCGUAUGACACACUUGAUUACAGUAUAUGACCUGAUUAUUCGAAAAAUGAAGGGACAAUCCAUCAAGGUGCCCUUGGAUGCAUUCUCUCAGAAAGCCUACAAUCUUAAAAAUAUGGCGAUUGCAGCCGAGAUGCAGAUAUUACGGCAGUUAGGCUUCAUCGUACACGUGCAACUGCCUUACAACCAUAUGAUCAAUUAUCUACGCAUUUUGGGACUAGAAGACAAUGAAGAAAUAUCUAAACGCGCAUGGAACUACCUGAACGAUGGACUGAGGACAACAAUUUACGUGACAUAUGAGCCACCCACCAUUGCAUGUGCUGCUAUCUGGCUAUCGUGUAGAGAACAAGGCAUCAAGUUACCCACAUCGCCAGGAAAAGAAUGGUGGCUCUUGUUUGAUGUCAACAGCAUCUAG
This is a messenger RNA of Mucor velutinosus, 696 nucleotides long. Its product is annotated as 3-hydroxy-3-methylglutaryl-coenzyme A (HMG-CoA) reductase isozyme. The transcript has 5 exons. Gene Ontology annotation, cellular component: nucleus. Bases 1 to 696 code for a protein of 231 amino acids. NCBI's taxonomy places the organism in Eukaryota, Fungi, Mucoromycota, Mucoromycetes, Mucorales, Mucoraceae. Gene Ontology annotation, molecular function: cyclin-dependent protein serine/threonine kinase regulator activity. The record is from RefSeq and is a predicted model, not a curated record. Gene Ontology annotation, biological process: regulation of transcription by RNA polymerase II.